AUGGAUGCACCCAGUGCCAUGCAGGCGGUAUACAAUGCACGUGGCCUGAGCAGAGGAAGAGCCAAAGGUUAUAUCGAGGGUCUCGAGCACAGAUUGCAUGAGGCCGAGUCUCUCCUCCUUGCUCUCUUACCUCUUAUUGCCCCAGACCAAUUGCAAAUUGCGACAGAUUGCCUCAACGCCAACUCGAUCUCGAACACCAUGGGCGGAAAGUCUCGAGAGUCAGCCUCACCCUCGCCACGGAAUAUGCGCUCAUCACCCCCUGUCCUCAAUAAGAAGACAGGUAUCGAUUAUUGGGAAUCAUUCCCCUUGGACAGCGUGGAGAACAUUAGAAAGUGGCAGGAUGAUUGUGCCAUCCACAGCUCCGUACAACCUCAACGAGAUUGCCAGGGAUCUUUCCGGAAUUCAAUGGACGACAUGCACUCACAUGUUCGCUACAACCACCAAAGUUCUCGGCCCGGUUCGGUUGAUCUAAAGCGAGAGUCCGCCAAUGUAUUUGCAUCGCGCCAAGGUCAAGGUCAAGGUCAAAGUCAAGGUCAAAGUGCCCCCUUCAGAGCCAUGUCCUCUGAUCCCUACCGCAGCGGUACCAGCACCCCAGUCCACAUGUCAUCUGGAGUGCAAGAGCAAUCCCAGACACAAUCACAUCAUGUGCCUACAAGUCAGCAACAAACCUGGCAGAACCUAGCUCUUUUCUCACCUCUGCCGACGCCUUCCAAUGCACAGUCGAGUCCCGGCACAACCGCCACCUCUAGCAACCAUAACAAUGCCGGAAUGGGGGCUGAAGCCCUGUUACUUCAAUCCUUCGCCGAUUCCAACUGGGCACAACAAACCUCUUUGAACAGCCCCUUGAGCGCUAUGGGGAUGGGACUGGGGGGUGGCAUGAAUAACGGCAUCGAGAGUGGCCCUAUGGAGAUUGAUACCGGCUUCUUCUCUAGUGAUAUGCAGAGGAGACUGUUUUGGUAG
Messenger RNA from Exophiala aquamarina CBS 119918, 960 nucleotides. RefSeq lists its product as uncharacterized. Lineage: Eukaryota; Fungi; Ascomycota; Eurotiomycetes; Chaetothyriales; Herpotrichiellaceae. The coding region runs from base 1 to 960 and encodes 319 amino acids. The record is from RefSeq and is a predicted model, not a curated record. The transcript is spliced from 2 exons.